Messenger RNA from Spinacia oleracea (spinach), 2274 nucleotides. Lineage: Eukaryota; Viridiplantae; Streptophyta; Magnoliopsida; Caryophyllales; Amaranthaceae. The record is from RefSeq and is a predicted model, not a curated record.
CCCCAUUUAAUCUCACACCAAACGACUAUUAUCCAUCAUCAUUCAUUUGAAGCGUGGAAGUAGUAGUUUUGUGGUAGAGUGAAUUUGAUACUCCUACUGCUCAUGCGGCAGAGAGGCAGGGCUUCGAACCGUAGAUCCAGGACUUUUUCUCGUUCUCGCAUUGCCAUUGAGGGUCACUAAUACUUUUAACUAUCUCCUUCUUUUUCUUUCCCACAAUUUCUGCGUUUUCACGCACAUUAAUCUCACCUAUUUUCUAGCUUCUUCAUUUUCUCAAUCAAUCUCUCGUGUUAUUAUGGCCGCUUCAGCUAUGGGAGUGUUGCAAGAGAGAGAGGUGUUCAAGAAAUACUGGAUUGAACACUCUGUUGAUUUGACUGUUGAGGCUAUGAUGCUUGAUUCACAAGCUUCAGAUCUUGACAAAGUGGAGCGACCUGAGGUACUUUCCAUGCUUCCACCUUAUGAAGGAAAGUCUGUCUUAGAACUCGGUGCUGGUAUUGGUCGUUUUACUGGUGAAUUGGCCGAGAAAGCUAGCCAGGUCAUCGCUCUGGAUUUCAUUGAGAGUGUUAUAAAGAAGAAUGAAAGCAUAAAUGGGCAUUACAAAAAUGUGAAGUUUAUGUGUGCUGAUGUGACAUCUCCAAGUCUCAACAUUUCACCAAAUUCCGUGGAUAUCAUAUUCUCCAAUUGGCUACUCAUGUAUCUUUCUGAUGAAGAGGUUGAGCGUCUGGUUGAAAGGAUGUUGAAAUGGUUGAAGCCAGGAGGAUACAUUUUCUUCAGAGAAUCUUGUUUUCAUCAAUCAGGAGAUCACAAGCGCAAAAGCAAUCCAACCCACUACCGUGAACCUAGGUUCUACACCAAGAUCUUCAAAGAAUGCCAUAUGCAAGAUGAUUCUGGGAACUCCUAUGAGCUCUCCCUAAUUGGCUGCAAAUGUAUUGGAGCUUAUGUCAAAAGCAAGAAGAAUCAGAACCAGAUAAGCUGGUUAUGGCAGAAAGUUGAUUCAGAGGAUGACAAGGGGUUCCAGCGAUUCUUGGAUUCUAGUCAAUACAAGUUUAACAGCAUACUGCGUUAUGAGCGUGUAUUUGGUCCUGGUUAUGUUAGUACCGGAGGACUCGAAACAACCAAGGAGUUUGUAUCAAAGCUUGACUUGAAGCCUGGCCAGAAGGUCCUAGAUGUGGGUUGUGGCAUAGGUGGAGGUGAUUUUUACAUGGCAGAGAACUAUGAUGUUGAGGUUGUUGGAAUUGAUCUCUCCAUUAAUAUGAUUUCUUUUGCCCUUGAGCGCUCAAUUGGCCUCAAAUGUGCUGUUGAGUUUGAGGUGGCAGAUUGCACCAAGAAAGAUUACCCUGAAAACUCUUUUGAUGUCAUCUACAGCCGUGAUACCAUUCUGCAUAUUCAGGACAAACCUGCUUUAUUUAGAUCCUUCCACAAAUGGUUGAAACCUGGAGGCAAAGUUCUUAUUAGUGACUACUGUAAGAGUGCUGGUACACCUUCAGCUGAAUUUGCUGCAUACAUCAGGCAGAGGGGAUAUGAUCUCCACGAUGUGAAGGCAUAUGGCAAGAUGCUUAAAGAUGCUGGAUUCGUUGAGGUUAUUGCUGAGAAUAGGACUGACCAGUUCAUUCAAGUUCUGCAGAAGGAACUAGAUGCUCUUGAACAGGAGAAGGAUGACUUCAUUGAUGAUUUCUCUGAGGAGGAUUAUAACGACAUAGUUGAUGGUUGGAAGGCCAAGUUGGUGAGGACUACAGAGGGUGAGCAACAAUGGGGUUUGUUCAUUGCCAAGAAAAUGUGAAGAAUGAGCUGGUGAAAGCAGCACGGUGCCUUUUUCUAGUAUUAGUUUAUCAAUGUAUUUUCAGUUCAUGGACUGUAUAUGCAAAAUCUACCAAUAAGCUGUGAGUUGCAAACUGAAAGAUGAUUUCUUAUAGUCACUUCUGAAUUAGCACAAGCAGUGAAGUUCGCAUAAGAAACUGAAGGGAACUCAUGGAGUUGCAGACGAAAUCAUCAAAACGGCAGAACCCACUCUCUAUAUAGAGAUCUAGUGGUUAAGUUAUGUGUUUUGUACAUUUUCCGUUCCAAGUUCACUCAAUCUUACCAUCAUAAUAUCACCGCUUUUACUUCUUUAUAUGGUGGAUUGAAGUCGAAACUCUUUGUUAGUAAUGUGUAUUAGUUUGUUGAAAGUGGAACUUGCAACACACUUAUUCACAAGUGUGUAGGGAAAUAUGGAUUUUGUAUUAGUAUGUACUGCACUUAGUUGUUAAAAGGAUACUUCCUACGUUUUCUUCUGUUGCA